This is a messenger RNA of Yarrowia lipolytica CLIB122, 2400 nucleotides long. RefSeq lists its product as uncharacterized. Lineage: Eukaryota; Fungi; Ascomycota; Dipodascomycetes; Dipodascales. Gene Ontology annotation, molecular function: potassium ion transmembrane transporter activity. Gene Ontology annotation, cellular component: membrane. Gene Ontology annotation, biological process: potassium ion transmembrane transport. The record is from RefSeq and is a predicted model, not a curated record.
AUGGCUCCCGAAGAACGCGAAAGAGCGACUCUUGACAGUGACGUACCUGUGGAAAUGAUCAACGGAAUCAACUACAGGGACGUGGAGUCCCACCAGGUUGCAGAAUCGACUACUAAGCGAGCCAUGAAGCUCGGAAUGCUGGCAUUCUCUUCGCUUGGAGCUGUCUAUGGAGACCUGGCCACCUCGCCUCUGUAUACGCUCAACUCCAUUUUCCCCGAGGAUCCGACCGAGAAAGAGACCAUGGGCGCCGUCAGCUGCAUUUUCUGGGGUCUCACUAUCGUCGUGCUCUUCAAGUAUGCCAUCAUUGUGUUUGCCUUUGGACCCAACAACGGAGAGGGAGGUAUUGUGGCCAUCUACGCCAAAAUUGCUCGUGAGUUGAAUCUCGGCCAGCGAGGAAGUGCGUCCACAAACCCCGAAGAUGAUCUCAUCCAGCUCCAAAAGUCGGAAACCCAAGGCUCUUGGGCCGCCAGCGGAAAUCACAAGACCGAUGAUAUGUGGAACAACAAAGUGUGGAGAGCAGUAGCUCCGUUUCUGCGAAUCAUGCCUCUUUUUCUAUGUCUCCUAGGAUCCUCCUUUCUCAUGUCUGAUGGUCUCCUUACUCCUGUCCAGUCCGUUCUGUCUGCUAUUGAAGGUAUCGAGAUCCCCCAACCCAGCAUGCAAAAACACGUUGUGCUGAUUUCGUGUUUCAUCAUUGUCUUCAUUUUUGUCUUCCAGCGCCUGGGAAGUGCCAAGUUGUCCAUGGUCUGCUCUCCUAUCCUCUUUGUCUGGCUCAUCUCCCUCGGUGUCAUUGGUAUCUACAACAUCACCUACCAUCCUGCCAUUCUCAAGGCCACCAACCCCAAGUACGCCAUUGAUUACUUAAAGGCAGGCGGCAUCGACUCCAUGGGAAACGUCAUCCUGUGUCUGACUGGAACAGAAGCUAUGUUUGCUGAUGUCGGACACUUUUCGCCCUGGGCCAUCCGUCUAUCAGUGCUAGUGCUCGUCUACCCCAUGUGUGCUCUUGCAUACUUUGGUCAGGGAGCUCGAAUGGUGCUGGAGCCUUCUCUGAUGAAAAACAUCUUCUACCUGACCAUUCCGGGACCCCAGAACGGAGGUCUGUACUGGUUCAUUUUCGUGCUUGCUCUGCUGUCCACAAUCAUUGCCUCUCAGUCUAUCAUUCUCGGAGUCUUUUCCAUCUCCAAGCAACUCAUCCAACUGGACUGUAUGCCCAACUUCCCCGUUGUCCAUACCUCGGAGAAGAUUUACGGAAAGGUGUAUGUGCCCAUUCUCAACUACUUUCUUCUGGUUUGCUGUGUUCUGGCCACCAUUGGUUUCAAGAACUCCAACAACACCGCCUCGGCCUUUGGUCUGUGUGUGGCUGUCGACUUUUUCAUCACCACUGUCAUGAUCUCCAUGUCCAUUGUUCUGGUUCACAAGCACCACUGGGUGUGGGGAAUCCUGAUGCUCUUCUCCUUCGGUCUUCUUGACAUGACAUUUGUUGCUGCAGAAAUGAAAAAAGUGCCCUCAGGAGCCUGGUUCCCGCUCAUGAUGGGAGUCAUCUUCAUCUCGGUCAUGCUGCUGUGGCGAUGGGGUAACGGAGAACGAAUGAAGUACGAGUUUGACCAUCGAGUGCCCAUGAGACGUCUGUUUGAGCGAAAGAAGCCGCGACCGUCUCACAUCCAGAGCCUGAACCUCGGCACCAAGGAAAAGUACGCCCAGAACUUUGACGACUCCAUCGAAACAGUAUCGGAUGACAAUGUCUCUGAGCUCGACUUGGGCGUCAAAGAGAAAAAGGACGUGCAGGUGCGACAUCGGGAAAUCAACGCUGCCACCAACGCCGCCCCUAUUCCUCGAUAUCCUGGAAUGUCCAUCUUCUACAAUAAUCUGCGGUUUACUCUUCGAUCUCCAAACACUGUCCCUGGCGUCUUCAAAACUUUUGUCGACUCCUUCCCCACCCUCUCUGAACACGUUGUUCUGCUGGCUAUCAGAAUCGCCACUGUUCCUCGAGUAAAGCCUGAAGACAGAGUCAAGAUUGUUCCAGUCCCUGGGGUCGACGGUCUCUUCCGAGGAGUUGUUUCUUUUGGUUUCGUCGAGUCCGCCAAAAUGACUCCUGAACUCGAAGACGAGAUUGCUGCCCGUGUUGGAUACACCAUUGACGGGUACAACGAGGACAGAAAGGUGGUGCACGUGUUUAACAAGCAGCUGUGCUACGGAGCGGGCUAUGAUAAAGACGACUAUGCUAACCGAGGCAAGGUGGCCCGAACAGCAAUUUACUCGGCCAUCUGGUGCCGAAGAAUGCUCAUCGACUGGAUCUAUGGACCCGCAGAGUACUUCUUCAAUGCCUCCGAUCGAGUCGUCAAAAUCAUUGUCAAGGAUCCCAGCAGCACUCCCAUCAGCGUCACCACUGCUGCUUAUAUUUAG